CUGUUCAUUUUAAAAUGAGUAAUUAUAAUGAGAGUAUACAACCAUGGGUUGAAAAAUAUCGCCCAAAAGACAUUGAUAGUGUUAGCUCACAAGAGCAAACUAUUGCGGUUUUAAAAACAACACUCAAGUCACAAAAU
Molecule: messenger RNA, 137 nt
Organism: Entrophospora candida
Lineage: Eukaryota; Fungi; Glomeromycota; Glomeromycetes; Entrophosporales; Entrophosporaceae
Source: the annotation of a GenBank genome assembly